Messenger RNA from Penicillium manginii, 3873 nucleotides. RefSeq lists its product as uncharacterized. The record is from RefSeq and is a predicted model, not a curated record. Lineage: Eukaryota; Fungi; Ascomycota; Eurotiomycetes; Eurotiales; Aspergillaceae. Bases 1 to 3873 code for a protein of 1290 amino acids. The transcript has 5 exons.
AUGGAGAAAGUACGAAAAACCUUCUUCAAUCCACUCGUCACCUCCAAGGCCAAGGUGAUUGAGAUUCUGGAGAAUCUACCAGUCGGUUCAGCACACCCUUUCAGUCCGGAACAGAUUCUUCUUUGUCGGUCGGAAAAUGGAAUCAUUGAGAUUGACACCUCGUCGUACCAAGAGGACUUCUUCUUCAAUGCCGUCGACUUGGGUGAAAUGGGGGAGAUUCUUUUGACACGAAUGGCCAAGUUCAAUCAACUGAAGAUUUUCAAGGACUUCCAGAUCAUGCAAGCACCAGAUACGACAUUCAAGAUCCCAAUAGCCCCAGACCGCCAGAUUACCCUUCUAGCAGUGUCUAAAAAAUAUCCAACGUACUGGGACUUUUGCUUCGUAGACGAAUCAUGCCACGCGUGUUGCUAUAAUGCGACGAACACCUUUAGCGGAAUCACCCACAGCGGAGAUAUUAUCAGAGACAACGACCUCCUCCACUAUGCUCAGAUCAACAAGGAGUUGCCUGCGGAGAAAGAAAUAUGCUUUUUCAUAUCUGGCUAUCAGAACACUCAUAUCUCGCGUUUCGUGGGGACGUACCCCGCAAUGCUUGUUGCAGACCAUGAGGAUAAGAUCCUUUACAUCAUUCCAGUUCCUCUGGAUGCAGCAACAAUCGGGGAUGCGACGAUCUGCUGUCCAAUGGUAAUCAAACGGGAUGGAGAUUCGUUGGUCUGCUCGAUACUGCCAACAGCAACCACCGACCGAAACAUGCACUGCUCUGGGAAUAGAUUGGAUAGCCCUGCCUUCCCGGAAGCCAUCCAGCGCGCCAACUUUACCAUAUCCGAAAAGGAGACAAGAAAACGAUACCCGAUAGAAGAUUUGGCCGAGGCGGAUCAAACAACGGUUUCAAAAUGCAUGGACAAUAUCGACAACCACAGGAAUGCAGUUUUGACUACCCAUUCGGCCAUCAUCCCCUCAUUCAUCGACCAAAGAGAAGCCCAGAUCAUACGAUUCGGCACGGGUCUCGAAUUUGAGUCGUCCAGCAACGAGCCAUUGGCACAAGCCAAAUCUUCCAGUGUCAUCCUCCCAUGCAUUUUUGGCUCCGAGCUGCAAGGUCCGGUCCUACUGGCCACCGGAACAGUUCCUUCAAACGUUCCAUUUGACAAGGACAGCUCCCUUCAAGAUUACUACAAACAGCUGAAAAGCGCCGUGGUGAUUGUUGACGACAAAAUGACAGACAACGCCCGCAACCUCGCGUCGCAGUACCGAAUCAACGCGCUCUUCAUAGUACAGCUCAAUCAUGAAACAGAGCCUACGGAUUCAGGUAGUGUUGUUUCGUUGCUGGAUUCGGCGAACAUAAAUGCAGUAACGGCGCUUGCAGGACCGCAAUCUUUGGUCUUAGUUCAAAUAUCUGAGAAGUUUUACUUCUACCGAGGCAUUGCCAACCGCGAGCACCUUGACACAUCGAGGCUGGAGUUUGGCACCGAGUUGACGUCUCUACUUCACACAGUCGGAAUGGAAUCGAUACUCGACCCCCGGGUUGCGCGGAUAGUCCGACUGGACCAGGAAAAUUCAAUCCUUCUCCCCGCGUCCGGCCAAUCCGUUCAGCCUCAGGCUCUGCAAAAGGUACUGGAAGAGAUAUCGCUCGAGCAGAUCGAAAGCCUGGGUCAAGAUAUCCUAGCUGCCGUGCCACAGCUCCAGGUACUUCUGAACCAGAAAGAGUUGCAAGAGCUUUCCAAGUCUCUUAUAACUACACUAUCCGCCAAGAUCAGCAGUGCAGCUUCUCCUUUGAAAGAGAAAUAUGUUCGCUUUUUGACAACCGAAUACAAUGCCGAAAAUCGAAACUCAGUGUUGAUGAAGGGCAAGCUGCUCGGAGAGCUAAGAAAGAUUACAAAGGAUGUGCAAAAUACUCUCGAGCCGAUCAUUUCUUGCUUGGCUAAUAUGAUAUCGUCCCAAACGACUUCCAAGCGAACACACGACUUGAAACGACUUGUCCGCCAAACGACGAUCCAGAAUAAUGUCGAAGCUGCGAAGUACAUGACCUUUGACACUCUUUCCGAAUAUCUCGAGACGUAUGCAGAGGACAUGGGCGUUAUGCUGCUGAAUAUCGAGACGGCAACAUUCCAAGAGCUACUGGGCAACCUGAAGAACAAUACAAUCAAUGCUAGCCAAUGCUGCGCUUUAGAUUCUCGAAUUCUCCACCUGCAAGGCUUAGACGCCGGAAUAAUCAUCGAACACUCCCAAUCAAAGCACGACGGCCCCCUUCAAAGCAUAGCUGGAGUAUCGCAACCUAUCCUGGCUCUAUCUCAACUAAACAAGAAAUCAGGACAAGGAUCAAUGUUAGCAUGGGUGUGUUGGGACGAAUUCGUCAACCUCGAAAGCCCCUACAAGGUGCGCUGGAUGGAAAAGUGCAACGAGCCACACAUUGCCGCCCUGCGAAUCAUUAUGAGAAGAACCUUGAGUCAAGCCGUCGCAUCAAGAGCCUACAAUCUUCAUGAAAACUCCCCGGAAACAGGCACCCUUAUGAGCUCCCUCUUGAUGGCUUCCAUGUCCAAGCUCGCAGCAAUGCGCACCUCUCAGCCCACAGAAAUAGUCGGUAAAGCCGAAGACACCGUUACCCGACUCAUGCGUGGGCUUUUCGGCAAUCUCCUGACAAUUGCCGGCUCCGGGCUCCGUCCUCUCAGCAUGGUCUGGCAAUUAUUCGGUCAGCACCCUCAGUACGAUGUCCCCGCCACAAGGGGCGACUGGGUCUGGUACGAGACAGUUGUCAACCUGUACCCAUACACGGGGUGGCCGCUUGCUCAAUUCCAUGACAACCUAGAGAAACUCCUAGACAAAGUAUUAAUCCGCGUCGUGACCAAGAACGAGAAUCUGGAACAGAUCAAAGCCAGUCGCACAGAGGAAAUGACGAGAUUCCGCAAACUUCGCAACGUCCACCUCACCCAUUCCCGAACAAUAUUAACGGUCUUCAUGCGGAUGCUCACAGCCGCCAACGACAAAGAUCCCGAAAUCGACAUCGCCGCUGUUGCAACCCGUCUACUUGCACACAUCCCUCAAACCCUCGAACGGGAAUUCGAAAGUUAUAAAAGAAUGAUCACCUACUUGAAAAAUCUAGCAGAAGGAAAGCCAAGACAUGCAGAAUCCGACACCAUCCCCAUGAAUCUAUACACAACGCGCUCCGGCGCAUUUGCAGAACUAAAGCGUCAAGUUCGCGAGGCAUGCAAACAGAAAGACUGGGAUCAAGUCAAGAAAUCCUGCCAGGAUAUUUUAACGAAGCGAAGCGAAAUUGCCACACUCUGGAGCGUCGCGCCUGAUUCGGUCAAGGUGCACAACAUCAACGCAUACCAGGCUCUACUGGCGGCGGAUUUCAACGAAGAUGAAAAGGAAGAAAUUGCGAGUACAAACCAGAGGAUCGCGAGACAGAUUGCCGGAGAUGCGGAGAUCGAUCUUGUUCCGUGGCGUGUUGGGAAGAAGGGUCAGUAUGGAGAUAUUGAGCCACUGGAUGAGAGUGUUGUUCAAGAAAUCUUGACCGGGGAAGCAGCUAUGAGCGGUCAAGAAGGAGAAGAUAUUGAUGAGGCAACGGAAAAGGUCGCAGAAAAGGAAGUCGUGAACCUCGGGGAUCAAUUCGCUCAGUUCCAGAAGUCUCUCAACCCGGAUUUCAUCCUGAAAAUGCAACAAGAGUUCUCUGUCGAAGCAGUGUGCGAGGUUAUCAUGAUUCCUGUUUCCGCGAUGCGUGUUUUCGUCAGCGCGCUGAAUCCAGAAUUCGAGUGGGCGGAGUUUGGGACCAAUUUCCAAGGUGUUGUCUUGGAUUUGGUGAGGAACCGGUCUGGUCGGGAAGAAAGUCGACCGGUUAGAAAGCUGUUGCGACUUGAGAAGGGCCUGUUGAAUGUAUAG